AUGGUCGUACCCUCUCUCGUUCUCGCACUAAACCCAAAAAAGCCAUGCAAGAGAAUCGUGCUCUACUACCACGACAUUCUCUUCAACGGCACCGACGCAGCAAACACCACCUCAACAAUGAUAACCAACGGGUCCCGCGCACUCGGCUCGGAAUUCGUUAUGAUGGUGGUCGUUUUCGACGACCCGUUGACCGAAACGGUCAUCUUCGGUCACCCGAUCGAGGCCGCUAGGGCACAAGGGUUUUAUUUCUACGACCGGAAAACUUAUAGUGCAUGGUUUGCCUACAACGUGAUAUUCAGUACGCCGCUAAAGGGGACUUUGAAUAUUAUGGGGGCGGACCCACUGCCGGAGAAAACACGAGACCUCUCGGUUGUUGGUGGGACCGGAGAUUUCUUCAUGGCUAGAGGGAUUGCGACUUUCAAGAAUGAUGAAGUUGAGGGUGAUUUCUAUUUUCGUUUGCAAAUGGAUAUCAAAUUGUAUGAAUGCUAUAAUUAA
Erythranthe guttata (spotted monkey flower) is the source of this 495-nucleotide messenger RNA. The record is from RefSeq and is a predicted model, not a curated record. NCBI's taxonomy places the organism in Eukaryota, Viridiplantae, Streptophyta, Magnoliopsida, Lamiales, Phrymaceae.